Molecule: messenger RNA, 7068 nt
Organism: Eutrema salsugineum
Lineage: Eukaryota; Viridiplantae; Streptophyta; Magnoliopsida; Brassicales; Brassicaceae
Exons: 10
Coding region: 222-6860 (2212 amino acids)
Cellular component (GO): nucleus
Molecular function (GO): metal ion binding
Source: RefSeq, a predicted model, not a curated record
UUGGCCCAUAACAAACCACGCCCAUGACCCAAUAAGAUUAGGGGAAAGAUAUAAAAUCGAAAAUCGCGACGAUUCGGAAUUUUUUUUUCCGUUUGUUAUCGCCGUUAUCGUGUUGUGUACGUGCGUUUCAGCAGAGAUCAAGAAGGAUACGGAGACGCGGUUUGAAAGAAGUCGAAGAUACGGUUUAAACGAUCUGAAAUUGUUCUUGGGCAAAAUCAGCCAUGGAUUCUUCUCAUUACAACCCAAGCUACGUUCCAUGGAAUUCUCCUUACUCUUCUCAUCCUCCUCCUGCUCCGCUCUUGCCGCCGCCACCGCCGCUACCUCCUCCUCAUCAUCAUCAAUUUCAUCCCGAGAGCCCUAAUUUUUAUGGCCGAUCAAGCCAAAACGGCGUUCAACAUCAGGAUUAUCACCAUUACUCUCAUCUUCAAGACCUUCCGUCGAAGCCGACGGUUAAUCAGCCGUCUUCCUACUACUCCCAGCAUCCGCCACCGCCACCGCCUCAGCAACAGCAUCCUCCACCGCUGCAGCAGAAGCAUCUUCCAUACAUUCCUCAGCAUGUUAGUUAUGAGCCUCAAAGGAUUUCGCAGCCGUCCUCAUCGAGUAUCCCAUGUACGGAAUCCCGAGAUAUUUCUCAGUCUGCUUGGGUUGGGUAUAAGGAAAAACGACUUGAUUCAUGGACAGUUGAUGCUGGUCAGGGACGAAUGGAUACUGGUAGAAGCCGAGUGGAUCCAGGUCCAGACCGUACCUAUCAUCAGUAUGACUACAACCGCUCGUCGAGGGAAUCUUCGGGUGUUAGUACUAGCCGUGGUUUAGAUGGUAGUUCUAGGUCUAGAGAUGAGUUUCGUAAUCCUGGUUAUGUGAGAAAAGAAUCUGGAGCAACUAGGAUAGAGGGGAAUUACCAAGACCGUGUUCAGGUAAAAUCAGAAUCCGAUAGAUAUUUCAGGGGUUUAGAUGAGGGAAGUAGGGGUUUAUCUUCAAGUGUUGGUUAUGGCAGUGACCGAUAUGGUGUUACAGUAAGUCGGGAUAUGAUUAGGUCAUCAGCAAGUCAUGAAGCAGCUAGAAACCAGAGGAGGGAUGAGGCGCAUAAUGGAGGUAGGACUCUCUAUCCCCGGAAAAAAGAUGACUACCAUCACUCUGAGAUAGGAAAAUAUUUUGAUCGUGGAAGGAGAGAGGAGAGGAAUGAUUCGAAUUUAACACCUAGGAAACAAAUACAGAAGAAGAGUGCUUUGCUAAGGCUUGAAACUCCAAGGUCCCAUCAAAACGGCAGAGAGAAUGAUUGGUCUCGGCAUCAUACUCCUUAUAGUGGGAAAAAGUUCAACUCUAACUCGUUUAGGGGUAAAGAACAAUUGGGUCAUUCUGAUCGUGGAUUGGUGGAGAAGCAAAGGAGGAGAACUCCAGUUGAUCUUGAUGUUUCAUUUAAAUCGAAUCUUCUGGUAGCUAAGCCCGUAGCAUCACCUACAAGUGCAGGCAUCCACCCAAGCCGAUCUGUGACACCUAGGUCUAGUAAAGCUAGAAGAGCAUUGGUGCCUGAUAAAAAUGAGAAAGCUCCAGUAACUGAAGGUAAUGGAAAGUUGAGAACACCUUUGUCAGAUGGGGCAUCUGUUCCUGAAGGCUCCAGACAAUCUACAAGGCAAACUACCGCAUCUGAAACUGAAAAGAAACCUGAUAAUCACUCAUCCCUGUCUUCCAAUGAUGCCGGGGGUCUGAACGAGGGUAGUUUUGUUGACGGUGUCGUUCAGGACAGCAAAGUCAAAAUUAGCGAUGGAGGCAUUGAAACUUCCACUCAUGAUAGUGAAGCAAAAGUUUGUAGUACUGUACAUGCUGCGGAAAAGAUCUCUAGUUUUUGUGAGGCUUUGAAUGAGGCCAAGGAUGACUCGAAUGCCGAACAUGAUAGCAAUAUGGAGGUUUGCUCCGCUGAAGAAGAUAUUAUUGAUGGAGACGAAAGUAUAGUGAAGUCUCAUGAAGAUAUGUUGGACAGAAAGGGCACUGGUUGUAAUGCUGGCGAAGCUCUUAUGCCGAAGGUCAUGGAGAAGGAAGAAAUCGUGAAGACGAAUACAAAACUCAAUAUGUCUCCUAUUAUAUUACCUGUAUCAUGGCCAACAGCUGCUGAUCAUCCUGGGUCUUCUGAAGGAGGAGUUCAUUUUGCUGGUAAGUUCAUGUGUAAUGUUGGGUAUCAACCUUGUGAAGAUGAGGACAUGGAUUGCACACCAUCACCAGUGAGGAAGGUGAAUACUGGGUUAGAAGAAAGGAAAUCCAUUGGUUCAUCUGUUGGAUCUUUGGGUUAUAGAGAAAAGGAUUUUGAGAAGUCACCUCUAGACGCAUCCAUCUAUUGUAAUAGCGACUACCCUGAUGAGCAGGUGUUGGCGAAGUCAGAUAGUGGUGGUAUUGAAGAUGACAACAAUGGGAUCAGUACGAAUGUAGAUUCCUUGUCUGAGUUGUCUCCUGAAGAUGACUCCUCUACCGUUCGCCCCAAGGGUCUGGUUUCCUCUGUCUCUCUGGAUGUUGCUAAUGUUUCAAUGGAUCUUGCUGAUGCAAAUAAUAGUGUUUCAGGGGAUCUCGCUAAUGCUAACAGUUUCACCGUUGGGACAUACCGCAGUACUAUGGUCACGUCACCUGAUAUCAAUGUAGUUUUCCAGGUGGAAAGUAAAGAUCUUCCUCAUUGUGAAGACACGGUCAAUUCAUCAGUUGAGAAUGUUAGCGAAAAAGAAUCCAUGGAACCUACGCCUCUUAAUAGUGCUGCAGAAAUGGCUUACAAUCCGGACAGUGACGAAGGUAAAAAUGCUUGUGAUAAUGGUACUUCUUCAUCUCUGACAAAGGUUGCAGUAAAGGAAUCAUCAAAUGUUCUGCCUGUGGAGAAAACUACUGGCUGUUCACGUAGCGAUGAAUCAGAUUUAGCUAUGGCAGUACCAUCUGAGGUAUGUAUUGAAAAUGUGAGCACUGAGAAAGUUGUGCCUGAUGAAGAUCUGGGUUUAGCAUCUCAUCAUCCUGCAGAAAUUCCUUCUGUAGAUCAGUUUAGUGGUUUAGAUAGUACAGGUUUGAAAGCUUGUUUAUCGGAGCCAAAUGUUUCUCUUAACAAAGAUAUCACUGAUGGUGCAAGCGACUGCAUUGUUGAGCAAGACGGUAGCCAAAAUGCGUCCUUAUUUUGUGAUAAACUACCUAGCUCUUCUGUGACCGUAAUUGAUACGAAUCUUGCAAUUAAAAUUAUUGGCAUGUCUGGUAGUGAAACGGUUACUGAUGCGGAUUCUGGCAUCCUUGAAAGUCAACCAUGUUCAACAGAAUGCGAGUUGUUGCCCGAAGAUCGUUUGGAAUGUGGAUCAUCGGGUGCAAUUGGUUCUCACUGGAAUCUCUCUAUGGGUAAAAAUCUGGAAAAAGAUUCUUCAAGGGUCAGUUCUUGCAUAGUAUCUGAUAGUUCUGUCAGUCCAUGUCAUAUUUCUCCCAUGGCGGCAGUGAAUGAGCAGAUACAAAACAAAACAUCUAUUCAAGCUAACUACAGUGAUUCUCAAGGUGACUUCAUGCAUAAGGAAAAUAGUCAAGAAGAGAAAACAAAGCCUUCUAGUGGAACUUCUAAAUACAGAACUCUGGGAACUGAUACUAUUGCUGUGAGUGGGGAUUCAGUGAUUCCAUGUAAUUCUUUAUCCAGCUCACCAAGGCGGAGCUUCAGACAGAUACGAAGUGAAGUUCAUGUUGCUGCUAUGGUUGAUGAAACUAGCAAAGGUAAAGAGAAACCCAAGCCUUCUGGUGGUACUGCUAAGUACAGAACUCCAGGAACUAAUAUUGUUGCUGUUAGCGGGGAUUCUAUGUCCCCAUGUGAUUCUCUUUCCAGCUCACCAAGGUUGUACAGACAGAUACGGAGUGAAAUUCAUGUUGCUUCUAUGGUUGAUGAAACUAGCAAAUAUAAAGAGAAAACAAAGCCAUCUGGUGAAACUACUAUAUACAAUACUUCGGAAACUGAUACUGUUGCUGUUGGUGGGGAUUCAGUUUUCCCAUGUGAUUCUUUAUCCAGCUCACCGAGGCUGAGCUUCAGGCUGAUACGGAGUGAAAUUCGUGGUGCUGCUAUGGUUGAUGAAACUAGCAAAGUUAAAGAAAGUCAAAAAGAAAAUAUUCUUUUAGAUACUUUACAAGAGCAAGUCAUGACUUCCCAUGAGUUAACCCAGCCAAGUAGUUCUUUUGCUCAUUAUCCUUGCUUAGGUAAACCAUCAUCUGGUGCAGAUGUCGAUUCUUAUGUCCAUACCAUGUCAAAGUACCCUGGUGGUGAUUUAGUUGAGAAGCCCAAUGGUGAUUCAAUAGAGAAGCUGACUGAUGUAACAUCUGAUGUUGUCUCUCAAGGAAAAUACUCAGCAAACAAUGUUAAGACUGAUAUAUUUGAAGGUGAAAUAUUGUCAUCUGAUGGAAAAUUUUAUGGAACAGAAUUUCUUGGUGAUUCAGGUGUUCGUCUGUCCAGAUCAUACUCACAUGCGGAUGGUAAAGUUGGAUUGAUACAUGUCAAAGAUCACGUAGUCUCUGUGCCACAUCGGGAUUCCAAAAGUAAGACAUCUCUGAUUUCUAGGUAUGAAAUAGAAGAGCGGAAAAAGAAGUCCAAUUAUUCUACUCAGAAAGAUGCUAACCCUCCAAUUCGUACCACAAAGCGUCACACUUGGCAUCGAAAGUCCGAUUCUGCCUCUCCUUUUGUAGCUGCCAAGCCUUUGUCGUCGGCUUUUUCUACACAACAAAAGUUUCCCGUAGUGACUGCCCAGUCUAGUAGUAGUAGUUACGUACGUAAAGGGAAUAGUCUUCUUCGAAAACCCUCAAAUGAUUCUCCUGGUGUUGCUCUUGAAAUGCCUCCAUCUGCCAUUCAGUUGAACCGUUUCAUUGUUGAAGACAAAAGCAUGAGAUCUGCCAGUAAGGUUGAUGUGGAUAACGCUUCUUUUCUUGUUAAAACAGCAGAAAUACCCACUCUUGAGAGGCAGUCAAAACCUCCCUCAGACAGCAGCACCUCCAAAGUAUCAAAUGCCACUGCUACUUCUUCAGGAAAACGUGUGUUAUCUUACAGCAUGGAUCACCUCAACACUGGUUUACCUGAGUCUAUCAUGGAUUCUGCUUCAUCUGGAGAAGCUAAUGUUCCACACUCUGGUGGGGAUACAUUCAAGACAUCUGACACAGUAAUUCAGACAGGUUAUGCUUCUGAUUGCCAGCAGGAGAGAAAUCCGCCUAAAUUAGAUUCUUCAAAUUUGAAGAGAAUGGUAUAUGUCAAAAGGAAGGCAAAUCAAUUGGUUGCAGCUUCAGAUAUUCAUGGUGCGAGUAAGAGCCAGAUUCCUCCCUCUGAUGGCUACUUCAAGCGCAGUAAAAAUCAGCUAGUAAGGAAUUCAGAGAGCCGUGUACACUCACCUGAUGAUGCAUUAGACUCACGAGCAGCUGCAACCAUUGUUUCUGAAAGAUCAUCUAGCAUGGCAUUCUCCGAAUCUGCUGCCACGAGACCAUAUAAACAGUCAAAAUUUUCUCUGGUUUGGACGCAAAAUGAUCCACAGUCAAGAAUGCCCAGAAGUCACAUGCGCUAUCAGAGGAUCUUGCCGCAACUUGUUCCUUGGAAAAGAGUGACAUACUGGAGAAGAUUAAUGAAUUCAGUGUCCGCUGUGCGAAGUGGUUCUUUUUCCAACAUCAGCCAAAAGUUGUCGAUGAUGAGGAAGAGACAUACAGUUUACACAAGAUCAACUAGUGGGUAUUCACUUAGGAAAUCCAAGGUAUUUAGUAUUGGUGGGUCGCAUUUAAAAUGGUCCAAGUCCAUUGAGAGAGACUCAAGAAAAGCUAAUGAGGAAGCCACCUUGGCUGUGGCUGAAUUUGCAAAGAAAGGAAGUGAAAAGCACUCUGGACAAAGGAAUAUUAGGACGACAAGCAGAAACCACCUGGCACGAGAGCGCGUUUUCAGGAUUGGUUCCCUUCGCUAUAAAAUGGACUCUUCAAGGCGAACUCUUCAGAGAAUAUCUGAUGUUGAUACGCCUUGCUCUGGACCUUCUGAAAAUGGGAAAGGUGCAAAAAGACCGUUCAUCCCAAAGAGACUGGUGAUAGGCAAUGAAGAAUAUGUUCGUGUGGGAAACGGUAACCAGCUUGUCAGAGAUCCAAAGAAACGAACUCGUGCUUUGGCUAAUGAGAAGGUCAGGUGGAGCCUGCACAAUGCCCGGUUGCGGUUGGCUAAAAAGAAGAAGUACUGCCAGUUUUUCACAAGAUUCGGGAAAUGCAACAAAGAUGACGGAAAAUGUCCCUAUGUUCAUGACCCCUCGAAAAUUGCAGUCUGCACCAAGUUUUUGAAUGGACUUUGUGCCAAUGCAAAUUGCAAAUUGACUCACAAGGUCAUUCCAGAAAGGAUGCCUGACUGUUCUUAUUUUCUGCAAGGCCUAUGCAACAACGAGGCAUGUCCAUAUAGGCAUGUGCAUGUCAACCCGAGUGCCGCUAUAUGCGAUGGGUUUUUAAAAGGAUACUGUUCAGACGGAGACGAGUGUCGGAAGAAGCAUUCCUACAUCUGCCCAGUUUUUGAAGCCACGGGAUCAUGCUCUCAAGGAUCGAAAUGCAAGCUCCACCACCCCAAGAACCAAAGCAAAGGAAGAAAGAGGAAACGACCAAGCGAACCAUCAGAGAAAAAUUCACGUGGGCGUUACUUUGGUUCACUUCGCAAUGUCUUUUCCGAGUCUGAGCCAAUGAUAGUCGAUAGGCGCUCUACUGACAGUGAAGAUUUUGGAAUGGAAGGCCUCGACUUCAUAUUUCUUGGCGCUAGUGAGUUUGAAGCCAGUGAUAACAAUGAUCCAGCCACCGAGCAAUCCAUCUCCAGUGAUAAUGAAGCAGCGGUUUCUAUACACAAUCUGAUCAGACCAGUAGCUUUGAUGCAGUAAGAAGGCAACUACCAGUUUUUUUUUUUGGUGAAUGGAAAGGUAAGCUUUCUCUGUUAGAAAUACAAACUAUACGUCCUCUGAUACGUUCUUUUGUAGUUUUUAGGGAGUUAGCUUUUUUGUUAUCUUCUAUAUAUGCGUUCUACAGAGAAGAAUUGUACAUAUUUAUCUGUAAAUGAUCCCCAAAAAUGGAAUACAUUUGUUUUUGUUA